This is a messenger RNA of Colletotrichum costaricense, 1110 nucleotides long. RefSeq lists its product as uncharacterized. The record is from RefSeq and is a predicted model, not a curated record. The transcript has 6 exons. Gene Ontology annotation, molecular function: oxidoreductase activity. NCBI's taxonomy places the organism in Eukaryota, Fungi, Ascomycota, Sordariomycetes, Glomerellales, Glomerellaceae. Bases 1 to 1110 code for a protein of 369 amino acids.
AUGGCAGUUCAACUCGAAGCUUUUGAGGUCCCUGGCGCCAGGACUUAUUUUGGCCACGCACUCCCCUAUGGAUUACAAGUCAAGUCAAGCGGGCCAACUGGUCUCGUACCUCCCGUCGUCGAGUCUGCGGCGGCACUUAGGGCAUUGGGCGACUCCGGAAAACUACAAGAUCUCUUGGAUAAGCACGGUGCCGUCUUGAUCCGUGGUGCAGGAAACGCUUCAGCCGAGACUUUCUCAAAACUCGUAGGCGCAGCUGAGAAGGGCAGAGGCUCUUAUCCUCAUGUUCAAAUUGGACUGGCCGGCAAAAGAACUCCACUCGCGGACAAUGUCUGGACGGCCAACGAGGGGUCGCCAAGCACCCGAUUCUACCAACACAAUGAGUACUCUAGGUACACUCGCUUUCCUUCAAACAUUCACUUCUACUGUGUGAAGAAAGCGCCCAAAGGCGAGUUCAUCCCGAUAUUGCGAGGCGGCGCGACACCAAUCGCGAGCAGCGCCAACGUAUUCGAAAAGGUCCAAGCCGAGAUCCCUGAGCUUGUGGAAGAAAUUAGCAAGCGUGGCUUGGGGAUGAAGAUGGUCUUUCGUGCCCCUGGGAAUGAAGCCAAGGUCAAUCAAUUCAACUGGGCUGGCGAGCACAGCUUCGGGCAAGAACUUACUCCAGACGACGACGAAGUGACGACAAAGCAAAAAGUUGAAAAGCAAGUCCGCAAGUUGACAUCAGAUUUCAAAUGGAACGAGGAUGGAAGUCUCGAGUUGACGCAGCAUAUUCCCGGCAUACGAAGGCUGCCAGCGAGCGGCAGGCCAGUCUGGUUCAACGGCCUGGUCGGGCGUCAUGGUAUUACGCGAGACAUUGGUGCUCUCGAUCCUCCUCAUAUCGGCCGUGACGGAAUGACUUAUCUUCCUAGCGUCUACGGAGACGAUACUGAGAUCCCGCGUAGGCUUCUUGACAAGCUUAUCGACGUCAUUGAUAAGGAAGAGAUUAGCUUGAUUGUUGAAGAGGGAGAUCUUUUGUUAGUCGACAACUUCCAAGUCUCACACGGAAGAGAACCGUGGGAGGGCGACAGGCAGAUAAUGGCCGGUAUCAAGUCGUCAAAGGGAACCUCUUCAUAG